This is a messenger RNA of Anopheles maculipalpis, 3467 nucleotides long. RefSeq names its product nuclear factor NF-kappa-B p110 subunit (gene Rel). Gene Ontology annotation, biological process: positive regulation of cell differentiation; regulation of transcription by RNA polymerase II. Bases 1 to 3465 code for a protein of 1154 amino acids. The record is from RefSeq and is a predicted model, not a curated record. Gene Ontology annotation, molecular function: DNA-binding transcription factor activity; transcription factor binding; DNA binding. Gene Ontology annotation, cellular component: cytoplasm. NCBI's taxonomy places the organism in Eukaryota, Metazoa, Arthropoda, Insecta, Diptera, Culicidae. The transcript is spliced from 10 exons.
AUGUCGACGCUGCUGAAUUUGGACAGCUAUCGGCAUGAGAUGUAUGGAUUCACUGGUUUUGCGUGGCCGGUUGAUGGUUUCCCAUUUUCCUGCAUAUUUCCAGAGCAACAGCAGCUGCUGGGCGCAUCACCCAACCAGUACACCAUCCUGUCGAUGGACACACCAUCGGCGGUAGCAGCAGCAACAGUGGUCAGUGUUGGAGAUUAUACGCUCGGGUCGAGCCGAUCGUAUGCCAGUGCGCUUUCGCCUUCUUCAUCGUCUGCAUCGCCAUCAUCGCCGUCGUCGGUGGCAUCGCCUAACAGCCGUGCCAGCACCAUGUCCCCACAGUCCAGUGCCAGUGAGCAAAGUGCUUCCUAUACGCUGCAGAACCUAAACCUUUCCAGCAGCGCCAGCUCGAUGAGUUAUCCCGCUAUGAGCUAUCAACAGCAGCAGCAACAUCACCAACCCCAGCAUCAGCAGCAACAGCAGCAUCAGCAACAAAUUCAACCGCAGCAUUACUAUGCUCCCCAGCUGUUGAAUCUGGACCAGGAACAUCUGCAAACAUCCUUCACCUACACAACAUCAUCCAACGAAGCUUUUGCGCCACCCGAUGCGGACUACGGCAACCCGCAUCUGGUGAUACUGGAGCAACCGGUGGAUAAGUUCCGCUUUCGCUACCAAUCGGAAAUGCACGGUACGCACGGUUCGCUCAUGGGCAGCCGUACGGAAAAGUCCAAGAAAACGUUCCCCACGGUAGAAUUGCGUGGCUACACCGGGGAAGCUAAAGUGCGCUGCUCGCUGUAUCAGGUCGAUCCGCAGAGGCGGGCGCCCCAUUCGCACCAUCUUGUGAUUAAGUCCGGUGAUCUGGAUCUGAUCGAUCCGCACGAUCUGGAUGUUGGCGGAACGGCAGGAGAGUCCGCCGAUGGUGGAAGCUAUGUGGCCACCUUCCAAGGAAUGGGCAUUAUUCACACGGCGAAGAAAUUUAUUGGCGAAGAGUUGUACAAGAAGCUGCGCAAGCAUCGCCUGUGCGAGUUGAACCGUGAACCGACCGAGCGGGAGGAACAGCAGAUGCAGAAGGAUGCCACCGUAAUGGCGCGCACGAUGAACCUGAACCAAGUGUGCCUCUGCUUCCAGGCGUAUCGAGUUGAGCCGGCUACAGGGCGUUGGAUGCCCAUUUGUGAGCCAGUUUACUCGAAUCCUAUCAACAAUAUGAAAAGUGCUCUUACCGGUGAAUUGAAGAUCUGCCGGCUAAGCACCACGGUCAGUGGUGUAGAUGGUGGCGAAGAAGUGUUUAUGUUUGUCGAGAAGGUUUGCAAAAACAACAUAAAGAUUCGAUUCUACGAGCUGGAUGAGUACGAUCAGGAGGUGUGGCAGGAAAUGGCGAUCUUUUCGGAAGCCGAUGUACACCAUCAGUAUGCGAUCGCUUUCAAAACGCCACCGUACAGGAACAAGGACAUUACCGAACCGGUUGAGGUGCAUAUGCAGCUGUUCCGGCCACGGGAUCGAUGCCAGAGUGAACCGGUACUGUUUAAGUACAAACCGCGACCCGGUAUGAUGGUUCCCGGUAGCAUUGGUAGUGGAUCUCGCAAGCGUCUUCGCAUAAGCUCUGGAAACAUUUCAUCCGAAAUUCCAACCGUCAUUCAGAACGAUCCGAAUGCAGGUGGUGGUGGUGGUGGUGGUGGAGGUGGAGAAACUGGUGGUUCAUCGACUCGCUUACCGCCCUUACAUCAACCCUUUCCGAUGUUGGCCAACCAUGACGGUUCCAUUCCCGAGGUUCACGAACCAUCCACGACAGCGACAAUCAAUGCGGCGACAGCCGUACAUCAUCAGCAGGACAUUAUGAGUGGGAUCGGUUCGGCAAACACGAUCAGCAAAGAGCUGACCAAGGCAAGCAUCAUACAGGAGAUACUAAACAUUCCAACUACGAUCGCAUCCGACGUAGCGUUUGAUUCGAGCGAUUUCCCUUGCAACUCUGAAGAAUUCAACAAGCUUAUCCAAGAGAUAGGCAACCAGCAGGACCUGGUAAAGCUGGAAACCGACUCGGAACCGGCAACCAGCGAUACGGAAAGUGUGUUGGGACGGGCGAUUGCCGAUCUGGUUGCAUCCGGCGACGAUGCACGGCAGGGCGAGAUGCUGCGGAAGCUGUUGGCGCUGAUCAAACUGUUUGCCGGUGAUGUUAACCGAUCGCGGCAACUGCUAGCUUCCCACUGGAACGCCGCUAACCAGCAGCAGCUCAAGUUCGAACCUCAGCCGUGGAGUAGCCAUUACGAGGAGCAUGGUUGCUGUUUGCACGCGGCCAUACGGCGCAAUGAUACGACGAUCGCCUGCAAGUUGAUAGAACUGUUGGACGAGUUUCGGCUAACCGAUGAGCUGUUGGACCUGCCGAACGAUCGCAACGAAACGGCUCUACAUCUUGCGGUGUCCACCAACAACGAAUCGAUUGUGCAGAAGCUGCUGCAAGCUGGUGCAAAGCUUAACUUUUGUGAUUAUCGUGGAAAUACGGCGUUGCACCGGGCGGUGGUUGAGAAUGUGCCCGAUAUGGUACGGUUGCUGUUGGCACACGGACAAACGAAAGGCUCUCGGCUCGAAUGUACCAACGACGAUGGGCUGACGGCAUUGCAGGCGGCUGUGUACGCUCGAAAUUUGAAAAUUACUCGCAUUCUGAUCGAUGCUGGUGCUUCGGUUCGCGAGAAGGACCUCAAACAUGGCAACAACAUCCUGCACAUUGCGGUGGAUAAUGACGCGCUCGACAUCGUGAACUACAUACUGGAGCACGUAAAGCACGAGCUAGGCCUCGAGCAGAACAACGCCGGCUAUACCCCAUUACAGCUAGCCGAUGCUAAAAGUCACACCGGACAAGGAAACAACAAGCUGAUCGUGCGAGAAUUGUUGCGCCACUUUCCGGAUGGUUUGAAAAAAGAUGGCCGACCAUCCGGAAAGCGAACGGCAGAUAAUAUCCAGGACCAGGAAGAGGACAUCGAUGAGGAUGAAGAGGAAGAAGACGAAGAAGAGGAGGAAGACGAAGAGGAAGAAAAAGCAGAGGAAAAAGAGGAGGAAAAAGAUCACAAGGACUCCAUACUGGAUUCAAUGAAUCUUAACUGCGAUCGUGUAAAUAUUGCCCGCCUGCUCGAGGAACACGAACCGGAAGCUGAACCGCAGCGUAAAUCUACGAAGCGAUCGGAUACCGCUUCCACCGAUCAACGGGAAGUGGCAACGCUCACGAGCACGCUUUUUGAUGACCAGUGUAUGGAUGAGCUGUGCAAGCAGUUGAGCGAGAAUGAGACAUGGCGUGCGCUGGGUUCGCUGCUUGAUUUCCACGCAUUUUUCACCGUUUGGGAGCAGGUGUCCAGCCCGGCCCGGAUGCUGCUCGGUUACUAUGAGAUGCAACAGUUAAAUAUGGAUCGGCUUAUCGAUAUGCUCCGGGUGUUGGAGCUGCGUGAUUGCAUCCGUAGCAUCGACGAAAUGAUCUGUCGACGGAUGAAGUAGUG